Molecule: messenger RNA, 5846 nt
Organism: Perca fluviatilis (European perch)
Lineage: Eukaryota; Metazoa; Chordata; Actinopteri; Perciformes; Percidae
Product: beta-galactoside alpha-2,6-sialyltransferase 2-like
Exons: 7
Coding region: 395-2032 (545 amino acids)
Molecular function (GO): sialyltransferase activity
Source: RefSeq, a predicted model, not a curated record
CCGCCCCUCAAACUCAGUGGAUGUGGAUGCGAGAAAAAGGCCAGCAACAGAGUGACAGACAUCGCAGCCCCGCCGCUCCGCUCCGCUCCGCUCAGCGUAGUAGUGGAUAUCUUCUCUGUAUACGGCGAGCAGAGGCGAGCCAAAACGAGCCGCAUGCUUGCUGUGCAACAAGGCGAACAGGAGCAAAAUGGACCGCCGGACAGUAGCACCAGUACCAGCAUCCCGCGAGGACCGAUACAGUUUCUAGGGUCCUGUUAUAUCCUGGAAGACACAUGGUCAUGAAGAAAUAGAAGUAUCAGUUGAGGCCCUCCAGCUGACCUCUGGGCUAAGUCCUGGCCGUGGGGCUUUGUUGUUGAUGGGCCAGCUGAACAGGCGUGUAUGUGAGUGAGAGGUAAUGAAGUCCAGGAUGAGGCAGUGGCGGAGGAUAGUGCUGGUGGGAAUGCUGGCUUGGGUUCUCCUCUUCCUAGCCCUCCUCUCUUACUUUCUGGAUGCUCGUGUGAAUGAACCCCUGACCUCUGUUGGCUCUUUACUCUCCCAGCACCCGGACACCCGUCGCCUAGCUUCUAUACAGGCCUCCCAUCAACAAAAUGCCAACCUGGGCUCACGACUUGAGCUGGUUUCCACCUUAACGACAGCCUACCCUGGAGAUAAGCCAGAGCCAGAGCCUUCUGCCCGCUCCACGACCCAGGAGUUCAGCCUGGAGGUGAGCCACAGCCCCAACACUGCUCCCUAUGCCAUUUAUGGUAGCCAGGAGACCAGCCACCAGGACUACCUGGACCCACAGAGCCUGGCUGCCUGGUCCUCCUUUGGUACAGAAAAUGUGGGUUCUCACUCGGACCCUUCAGUCCAGAGUCGUGAGAGAACUUCCCAGACAGAGUACCAGAACCACGUCAGCACCACACACUAUCACGGUGGGGGGGAAGAAGAAGAAGAAGAAGAAGAUGACAGGGACAACGAAGAAGAAGAACAACUAGAAAACAGAAUAAGGGUUACAGGAGGCAGGAGGCUCGGUGGCGACUCCUCUGAUCUGGAUGAAUAUUACUUCUCCAAGUCUGCCUCUGUGGUGCAGAGGUUGUGGCGGGGUCGUGUGUCUGCCGGCAUGCUGAGUCCUCGGCUGCAGCGCGCCAUGAAGGACUACGUUAGUGCCAACAAACACCAUGUUUCCUACGAGGGGCAUCGCAGUGCCGCCCAGAGUGCUAAGGAGCUACUGUGUCAAAUGAAAGCCCAGGCCCAGCUCAGGACAGUGGACGGGUCGGAGCAGCCCUUCUCUUCACUUGGUUGGGCUCGUCUUGUGCCGUCUCUUCCCCUAAAGCGACUGCACAGGCGGGAGGACCAGAGUAGCUUCAAGACCUGUGCAGUGGUCACCUCGGCGGGUGCCAUCCUGCGCUCAGGACUGGGCAAAGAGAUCGAUACUCAUGAUGCAGUUUUACGAUUUAACGCUGCACCUACAGAGGGAUAUGAGAGAGACGUGGGCAACAAAACCACCAUCCGCAUCAUCAACUCACAGAUUUUGGCCAAUCCUAAGCAUCGAUUCAACACAAGUUCAAUCUACAAGAAUGUGACUCUGGUGGCCUGGGAUCCUGCACCUUACACUGUCAACUUACACAAGUGGUAUGCCAGUCCGGACUACAACCUGUUUGGUCCGUACACGGAGCACCGCAAGCUCCAUCCCGGCCAGCCCUUCUACAUCCUUCACCCGAGCUAUGUGUGGCGACUCUGGGAUGUGAUACAGGGCAACACUCAGGAGAAUAUCCAGCCCAAUCCUCCCUCCUCUGGCUUCAUAGGCAUCCUCCUGAUGAUGGCGCUAUGCGAGCAGGUGCAUGUGUACGAGUACAUUCCCUCCAUGAGGCAGACAGACCUGUGCCACUACCAUGAGCGUUAUUAUGAUGCUGCCUGUACACUGGGUGCCUACCAUCCCCUCCUGUAUGAGAAGAGCCUGAUCCAGCGGAUCAACACCGGCCCCGAGAGUGACCUCAGGAGGAAGGGACGGGUCACUCUUCCGGGUUUCAGCACCGUCAACUGUGAAAUCUGAGAUAUGAAACCUGACCCCUCUGAGCCCGAACAUACACACACACUCCGGCCUUUUCUGGCUGACUAAGGGAGAGGUGCAAUAAAGCCACUGGCGACAAGGAGGCUGGAGCUUACAAUAUUCACAUUAGACCCAUGAAGAACAUAAGCCAUAGCCCUCCAGGGAGGGAUCUACGUGGAGACUUCUGAAAGAAUGUUUCUUCAUUUUAAAUGGUUUACUAGGCCAGAGACUGGCAGGUAGAGUCUCCAAGAUGAAGCUAAAAAAAGACGUUUCUCUCUGCUUUAGCUGAGCCACGUUAGCUGUGGAGCUGACUAGGGUAGCAACAGAUAAGUGUUUUUAGAUAGACAAGUGAAUUUUCAAUAACUGGGUUGUGUCAAUGGUGGUAAACUCUGUGUUUUUCAAUAGUAUGGGUGGUUCGCCACUUGAAGGAAAUGCCACUGUUUAUAACGUGGAUCCUUGUGCUUUUUCUUUUUUUAAUGGUCCAAAGGGUUGUGAAUAAGCAAAGAAGUCAUCCACGCUGAAUGUCAUAAAUGCAACAUACACUCACAAAUAUACAAACAUUCACACUUACAUAGAGCAGCAACUCAUGCAGAAGAUCGCACAGUGUAAAAAGACCGUUUGGAGUCACACCAGUCAGAUUACGCUCUGCAGCAGGUGUUGCCGUCCGACAUUCCUCUAUCGUCUUGUGAAAUCCAACAUGUUUUGUGUUGUCACGAGGGGUUUAUUUCACACUUAUAAGGCCUAUUAAAUUACCCUUCUGUGCAUGCCAACUUGCCAGCUCACUACCACCUGUAUGUCGCUCCUUGUUCACACUUAAAUGAUUCCUCAUUCAGAGUCAAGAAGCCUGUCUCUCAAUUACUAGCCCACAGGAAGGAAAACACUGGUUGCCCUUUAUGGAUUCAUCCUACCAAUAGUAACAUUUUUUUUUAAGCGUCAUUAAAUCAAAGUGAAUGGGGCCUAAAUGGAUCUUCAGAACAAACUGGUGCUCAGAACAGCUGUAACCCUGUGCCUAGGGGUCGACUGAACACGUUCCUCGGGUUGCCUUGUGACUGUUCAGGUACAUGCAGUACAUACUGUGGCAGGACGCAGGUAUGAAGCAGUUGAUAUUGUGGUGUCAGUGAGCUGUAUCAGGGGAUUCUCAGCUCUGCCUUUGGCAUCACUAGCCCCUGUUUAUGACAGUCAGUUCACUCUUUAUUGAAUGUAAUUUUCCCACUGCGUGUAAUGGCCAAACCCUCCCUGAAGCUCACCAAUGCAGUACAGUAUGGUCUGCGCAUGUGCAGGGUUAUUUCUUUAUCAUGUAACAGCAUAAAGCUAAUUUCCUGCAACUAUUAAUGUCUCAUAUUUGCUGAAUUCUUUAAUAUUGGUCUGUGCCCAUUCACAGCUCAGAGUGGAGACGAUUAUAAAAGAGGAAGUUGAACCGGUAAUAUUAGCAGAUUUGCUUUGUCUCCAACUAGGAUGGUUUUUAUGAUUACAGUGAGUCAGUGCCACAUCUGCGGCAAGCUCUAGAGGUAUUAGGUCAGCGUGGAGAGGAAGAUUGGUUGUGAUUUUUGCUGUAGACAUUCAGAAAAAUCUUGCCUAUAACAGAGAUUUCUAUUGCUUAGUGUGCUUUUCAAAAUGUUCUUGUGCCAUUGGUUGUGGUUCGUUAUAAGAUGUGAAAACGUGUCUCAGAAAUGUUGCUUUGAAUAGUGUAUGUUGAAUUAGAUGGCUCUGUAGUAGUAUUAUGUAGAUGAUUCUGGGGCUUAACAUUACUUGUUGUUGAGUAGGGCUGGGUAUCAUCCAAAAUGUGUCAGUAGUACUACAAACAAGUACAGUGCUGAUACCAAAACAAUGCAUUUUUUAAAUUUACAAAACACCCUUUUAUAACUCAGGCAACAACUGAUCAAAGAAUAGAAAAAAUACCUGAACAAGUUUUUGGUGCAAAUUUUCUAUAUUUGUCGGGGUGGGUGAUAUAGAUAAAAACCUCUAUUAUGAUAUUUUAUUUUGCAACAUUGACUAUAUCGAGAUAUAGUAAAUUCUCUGGAAAUUAUGUUGAGAAACUAUACUCAGUUGCCAGUUUAUUACAGUAGGUACAAUUUGCUAAAACUAAGUCUAGUAAAUAAAUAUAAAUUCAUUAAAAUGAAUCACAGUGGACAAAAUAUUAGAAACCCUACAAUUGAAUCAACAUCUCUCUAAAACAGGAUUUAUUAGACAGCAUUACUUUUAGCUAGUUGGAAAACUGGAAACUGAGUGUACAUGUAGAUAAAAUAACCAGAUGGUAAUGACUAAUUCAGUGAAUUACAUACAUGACAUAGGUAUUUCAUCACAUUGAUGCAAAAUUCUGUAAAUCUAAUAUUGCCACAAAGCAGUUGCCCUUAUUGAUACGCAGCUGCCUUAGUAGAAAUUGUAAAGAAAUAUCUCUGACAGUUGAAAAACGGUCUCACAUUACAUAUAUGGUCAUAUCGCCCAGCCCUACUCAACAGUUUUUAAUACUAAAUUUAAUGGAUGCAUUUUGAAUACAAAAACGUAGUGAGGUUUGAUACCCAGCCCCAGUUUCAGGUGGAUUGUCUGGCAUGUCAUUAGAAGAUUUUUGGAACAAGGAACCUGGUAAAAACAGGUAGAUGACUGUAAAGGAGGUUUAAAAAUGGACUAUAGAAAACAUUUUUGAAGCUUAAAGCAACACUAUGUAACUUUUCCCGCUUCGGUCCCCCUACAGGUUGUCUCAUUGGAACUACAGCUCGCGCUAAAAGUUACAUAGUGUUGCUUUAAUGAGAUUUAUCAAUUAUUUUGGAUCAUGCAGGUUUUCAGCUCUGCUGUAGGUUUUAUGUUUCUCUGUUCAGAUAAAUAAUCAAAUGUUUUAUUGCUUGUGAUUGUAACACACUGAAGGUGAAAAACCCCUGAACAUAUUGUACAUGUAUAUUUCUAAUAACUUGGAUUACUUUCCAAUGCACAGAGCAUGCAAAUCAGGAUCAGGGUAAGAGUCUUAAACUGUCCGUGCUGUACUGUGCUGCAAGUAGACACCAUUGUCAUUAAUGUUGUGAGAGGCAAUUGUGCUAUAAGAUUUUUUUUUUUCCUUAAGUGUUGUUUUGCAGAUUUUAGUGCAUGUUUGUGGACAGGGAAUCCCAUUCAGCAGUGGUGCAGCUGUAAGUAGUUCCCUGGGAGCACUUGAUUUAGUGCUAUGCAUUCUGGCAACUUUGUCUUCACAUCUUAAUAUUGUGCCAAAUUCCGUUUUUAAAUAUGUCUUAACGGACUCUAAGUAAUAGCAGGACUUCUAAGGUGCUAUUGCUUCUCUCUGGAAUGUUUUAAGGUGGGAUUUAAUGGAAAUUUUAAUUCUCUUUAAGAUAACAAUUGUAUUGCCAGGAUUACAUACAGGAUAUUGUGCUAAAACGUGAGUGGUGAGAUUAGAGAAAAAUCCAUGAGAAAUUUGCAGCCACUGUUUAUUACGUUUUUCCCUCUCAGCCUCUUUCUCUCCACUCUUUACUCCCGAGGCCUAGUUUUCAUGCCAUGUUUUUACUCAGUAUUGUGGGAAUUUCUGUACCACACUGCCUCUAAAGGAUUGUUUAACAUUUUAAGUUUUUUUGUUUACAUUUCCCUUCUGCGGCUUCCUGCAGUACUCAUGAAAAGAGGAAGAGGAAAAAAAUGCAUCCAUAGCUGAACAUAGUAAGAGUGAAAGUCCUGUUUUUACUCCCAACAGCCUUAGGAUGUUCUUCUGGACUUUGAUUUGUCAGUGAAUUCUCUUACACUUGAAUUGAUAUUUAAAUAGACCAUUUGUAUGAUUUCAGCUGUUGUAAUUUGUCUUUUUUUACUGUGUAAAUAAAGCUGUCGUACAUGUCCAACUGUC